Messenger RNA from Nematocida ausubeli, 597 nucleotides. RefSeq lists its product as uncharacterized. Lineage: Eukaryota; Fungi; Microsporidia. The coding region runs from base 1 to 597 and encodes 198 amino acids. The record is from RefSeq and is a predicted model, not a curated record. The transcript has a single exon. Gene Ontology annotation, cellular component: cytoplasm. Gene Ontology annotation, molecular function: GTP binding; GTPase activity.
AUGGGCAGCGUGGUAAGUAAUUUUCUCAGUGCCUUUGUGAAGAAGAGCCCGAAAAAAGUUCUUAUGCUAGGAUUGGAUAAUGCAGGAAAAACAACCAUUCUGUAUUUAUUGCAUUUAAAAAUGGUUGAAGGAUCUGAUCCAACCACUGUCCCAACAGUCGGAUUUAAUGUUGAGACAAUUAAAAUAGGAAGUGUGAAUAUUACUGUCUGGGACAUUGGGGGCCAGCAUAAAAUUAGAUUACUUUGGGAGUUUUAUACGGAUGGUCUCUCAGGCAUGGUGUAUGUGAUUGAUAUACAGGAUUCUGCAAGAUGGGACUCUGCUGUGUCUGAGCUGGAGAGGAUGUUGUCUAAUGGAGGGAAACCCAGCAAGUACCCAGUUCUAGUAAUUGCAAAUAAAAUAGAUAAGAUACCAGAGUCUGAAAUAGAUGAAGUGAAUAAGAAUCUGUACGAUAAACUGAAUCCAAAAGUACUUUUUGCUGGAAGGCCAUGGAGGAUUGUCACGUGCUGUGCACAGAUCACACACAUAAACACAAUUACUGAAGGAUUUAUGUGGCUAGCUGAUAAUUUAUUAGAGGGUCAGGAAACAGGUAGUAAAUAG